Molecule: messenger RNA, 942 nt
Organism: Mesorhabditis spiculigera
Lineage: Eukaryota; Metazoa; Nematoda; Chromadorea; Rhabditida; Rhabditidae
Source: the annotation of a GenBank genome assembly
AUGCCCCGCUGCGCCCUGCACCUCUUCAUCUACCUAUGCGCCGUCCUCUCGAUCCUGGCGCUCGUUCAAAUCUCGCUGAUCUCGUACGGGAGCCCUGACCCCGACCGCUAUGAAGUCCACGAUGGGGAGAAGCCAAAUGACAACCUCCACUUCGAACUGAAAAAGCAUCGACUCCCUAAAUGCUUGAUCAUCGGGGCCAGAAAGGGAGGGACUCGUGCACUGGUCGAUUCACUAGCCCUACACCCUAUGAUCAAAGCGGCUAGGAGGGAGGUGCACUUCUUCGACCGGAACGACACUUUCGUCAGGGGUAUCGAUUGGUACAAGGAGCAGAUGCCGCUCAGCUUUGCGCACGAGGUCACCAUCGAGAAAACGCCGGCAUAUUUCCCGUCAUUGGUUUGCCCUCGGAGGGUUUAUGAGAUGGACCCAAAAAUGAAGAUUUUAUUGAUACUCCGAGAGCCGGUGGUGCGGACGAUCAGUGAUUUUACGCAGGUCUACUACAACCGCCUUGAACUUGGCAAAUCACUGCCUCAAUUCGAGGACGUCAUCUUCCAAAAUGGCACCAAUCGAUUGGCCACAAACUACAAGCCGCUACGGAAUUCGUUGUACGAGAUACACCUCAGAAACUGGCUAAAAUACUUUCCGCUCUCACAAAUCCACGUGGUUGAUGGCGACAAAUUCGCGAUGGAGCCGCUGCCGGAGCUCCGCGCCAUCGAGAAGUUCCUGGGCCUUCCAAGUCAAAUCGAAGCCGCUUCACUUGUCUGGGAUCCGCACAAAGGAUUUUUCUGCUUUCGAAGGAGCGCCGGAAGAGCUGUGCACUGUCUUGGAGAUUCUAAGGGUCGUGCUCAUCGCCCAGUCUCCCCAGCCACUCGUGAGAAGAUGAGAAUCCAGCUUCUCCCCUAUAACUCCAAACUUUUCGAGUUAUUAGGUCGAAGAUUCCGGUGG